Molecule: messenger RNA, 852 nt
Organism: Melanotaenia boesemani (Boeseman's rainbowfish)
Lineage: Eukaryota; Metazoa; Chordata; Actinopteri; Atheriniformes; Melanotaeniidae
Gene: ptrh2
Product: peptidyl-tRNA hydrolase 2
Exons: 2
Coding region: 116-628 (170 amino acids)
Biological process (GO): negative regulation of anoikis; positive regulation of anoikis
Cellular component (GO): mitochondrion; cytosol
Molecular function (GO): peptidyl-tRNA hydrolase activity
Source: RefSeq, a predicted model, not a curated record
AUCGGAAAGAGUAGCUGGUAUGAAACGUGGUUGUCCUUGCUAACCUGUUCUCCUGUGCCGUGUUUUAACAGUGGAACGUUGGAACGAUCCACUGGUAGUUGCCUGGUUUAACAGUAUGGAGCUGUUGAAUGUACCGCUGGGCUUGGGUGUAGUAGCAGGACUGGGUUGUGGAGUCUUCCUCGGGUGGCACCUGCGGGGCCGGUUUGGCUCUGCAUCCAAGAGUCUGAUGACAGCGAUGGGCAACAGCAGUGAAGCAAGUGUGAUAGGAGAAGGAGGCGAGUUUAAGAUGAUUCUGGUGGUCCGAAAUGAUCUGAAGAUGGGGAAAGGGAAGGUCGCUGCUCAGUGUUCCCAUGCUGCCGUAUCAGCUUACAGGCAGGUUCAGCGCAGGAACCCUGAGCUUCUUAAACAGUGGGAGUACUGCGGCCAGCCCAAGGUGGUGGUGAAGGCCCCAGAUGAGGACACCAUGAUUGAUCUGCUGGGUCAUGCCAAAGAAAUGGGCCUCACUGUCAGCCUCAUUCAAGAUGCAGGGAGGACACAAAUUGCACCCGGGUCACGCACGGUGCUGGGUAUCGGUCCAGGCCCGGCGGAUCUGAUUGACAGCGUCACAGGAGAUUUAAAGCUUUAUUGAAGUUUCUGCUGUAGAACAAUGCUUUUUUUCUACACUGUUAAAACUGUUUGCAAUGUAAACUAAGCUGAGAUAUGAGUUAUUUUUAUAUAACAGCUGUCUCAGUGCAGAAAUCAGUUUAAUACUGUUCAGCAGUAAUUACAAAUGUGGGUAAAUUGUUUUCUACUAUGAUCAACAACUGUGUCACAAUUAGUUUCACUUAUCUGUGAGCAAAGUGAUUUAACAGA